ACAGUAAGGCGCAAGUUUUGUUUUAAAUAUGGCUUCGGAUGAUGUUAAAAUGCGAGUUUGUGAUGUUGAUGAAAUUGAAAGUAAUGCUCAGAUAAACAAUCAGAAGAGUACACAGAAGAGUCAUAUACCAUGGGUUGAAAAGUAUCGUCCUAAAACAUUUAAAGAAAUUGUUGGCAAUGAAGAAGCAAUUGAGCGUUUUGAGGUAUUCUCACGAGAAGGAAAUAUACCAAAUGUCAUAUUAGCUGGGCCACCUGGAGUUGGAAAAACAACUACUAUUUUAUGCUUAGCAAAAAUAAUGUUAGGUCCCUGCUUUAAAGAUGCUGUAUUGGAAUUAAAUGCUUCAAAUGACAGAGGGAUUGAUGUAGUUAGAAAUAAAAUCAAGAUGUUUGCGCAACAGAAAGUUACUUUGCCAAAAGGAAAACAUAAAAUAAUCAUUUUGGAUGAAGCUGACAGCAUGACUGAAGGAGCUCAGCAAGCCCUGCGGAGAACCAUGGAAAUUUACUCAAAAACUACUCGAUUUGCCUUAGCAUGUAAUGCAUCAGAUAAAAUUAUUGAGCCCAUACAGUCUCGAUGUGCUAUGGUGCGUUUUGGUAAACUUUCAGAUUUGCAGAUUCUUGCAAAAAUUAUUGAAGUUUGUAAAAAAGAAAAUGUGAGCUAUACUGAUGAUGGUCUUGAAGCAUUGGUUUUUACAGCACAAGGUGACAUGAGACAGGCAUUAAACAACUUACAGUCUACAUAUUCUGGAUUUGGUCAUGUAAAUAGUGAAUAUGUUUUUAAGGUGUGUGAUGAACCUCAUCCAUUGCUUAUUAAGGACAUGUUGAAACAUUGUGUUGAGUGUAAACUUGAUGAAGCCUACAAGAUUUUGUUGCACCUUUGGAAACUUGGUUAUGCAUGUGAAGACAUAAUUGCUAAUAUAUUUAGAGUUUGCAAAACUCAUGACAUGCCUGAAUAUUUAAAACUUGAAUUUAUUAAGGAAAUAGGAUUAACACACUUAAGGAUUAUUCAAGGUGUACAGUCACUUUUGCAGUUAUCAGGACUUCUGGCACGAUUAUGUAAAAAAGUCAAAAAUGUCCCAGUCUAGCCAUGUUGCUUUUAUUUUAAAUGUAAUAAUCAUUGUAUCAUUUAUGCUUGUAUAAUAAAAAGUGAAAUAUCAAUUUAUGGAUAUAAAUCAUAUAUAUAUUUA
Stegodyphus dumicola is the source of this 1183-nucleotide messenger RNA. It is a transcript of the gene RfC4, whose product is annotated as replication factor C subunit RfC4. Gene Ontology annotation, molecular function: DNA clamp loader activity; ATP hydrolysis activity; DNA binding. The record is from RefSeq and is a predicted model, not a curated record. Gene Ontology annotation, biological process: DNA repair; DNA-templated DNA replication. NCBI's taxonomy places the organism in Eukaryota, Metazoa, Arthropoda, Arachnida, Araneae, Eresidae. Gene Ontology annotation, cellular component: nucleus; DNA replication factor C complex.